Pestalotiopsis fici W106-1 is the source of this 2109-nucleotide messenger RNA. RefSeq lists its product as uncharacterized. The coding region runs from base 1 to 2109 and encodes 702 amino acids. The record is from RefSeq and is a predicted model, not a curated record. Gene Ontology annotation, molecular function: calcium ion binding; calcium-dependent phospholipid binding. Gene Ontology annotation, cellular component: cytoplasm. The transcript has 2 exons. NCBI's taxonomy places the organism in Eukaryota, Fungi, Ascomycota, Sordariomycetes, Amphisphaeriales, Sporocadaceae.
AUGUCUCUUCAGGUUGAUCAGAGCGGUCGGCGGGGCCGAUCACGCUCUCCUGGCCGCCGGGACGACGAGAGGGAUCGCAGUCGCAGCCGCGCUCCAGAGCCUUAUAUCAUGGACGCUGUGAGAAUGCCCUCGCCUCCAGCUGGUUUUAGCUACGAUGACCAUCACGAUGCUCCCUCGCGGCGCUCUACCUACGGCUAUGAUGAUCCUAGGGGUCCUUACCGUGUGACCUCACCUACAGAUGAGUCGUCUUACCGCCGAAGCCGAGACAGGUUCUCGGAUGAGAGCGACAACAGCAGGCACUCCAGACAUUCGGAUAAGGAACGGAAAUAUCGGAUACACCCCGAAAGGCAACAUCAUCAAGAUUUCGACAAGGACCGCCUGGCAAAGGCGCUGGGUGGUGCCGCCGCCUUCUUACCGGCCAAAUAUGCCGAAAAGGUCAUGGACAAGGCCCUCCAGUCGGACAGCGAAAAGGAGAGAAAGAAGCAGGAGAAGAAGGCUCAACUCGAAGAGGAUCUGGCAUAUGGCUCUUCGCCAACUAUGCCAGGCGGGUAUCCGCGAGAUAACUCUCCUCCAAACUCGGACGCCAAGUACGCAAAGAUGCCAGAAUGGGGAGUCAACAACAACGGUGGUAGUUACGGGUACAAUGUACGGCAUGCAGAGUACAAUGGACCGGCUCCACAUAGCCCACACAGGCCAUCAUACCGUGAUCCCAGCCCUGAGCCGCGGCGGACGUCGAGCAAGAAGCAUGAAUCGAGAUCUUCCAAGUCCAACUUGACGGUCGAACCAAGCGGUCGGCAUCGCAGCCGGUCGCGAUCACCAGCACCGCCAGUCAAGGGCAUGUCCUCGCUCACGGUCAACACUGGCUUCCCAACAGGGUUACAUCUGACGCUGGCGAAUGCGCCCGGCUCUCCGCUGCUCGAGUCGUACCACGGUACCUACCAAUCCAUGUCACCAAUGCCGUCCCCUCUGCUGCUUCCCUCCAAUGGGCCGCUAUCACCUAUCGAGCCUCUGUCCCCGGGCGGGUCGGAUGACGAGCGCGGCGGCAAGAAGAAGAGGCGAGCACGCUUUAGCGAUCCCGAGGACGAUGCGGCAACUCUAGCCCAGGCACUCAAGGGCGAAAGGCGAGCACCGGACGUGGGGCCUCUGAUCCAGAUCCUACCGGGCCUGACCCACGAGCAGGUCAUGGACCUGCGCUCCGAGUACAAGCGGCUGGUCAAGACUGGCAGUGAGCGCAGGGGCGUCAACAUUGCCAAGCACGUUCGGGCGCGGCUCAAGGACGAGGACCCGCUGCUGAUGAAGGCUUGCUACACUGUCGCGCUCGGAAAGUGGGAGGGCGAGGCGUACUGGGCCAACUUUUGGUACCAGGGCGACAAGACGCGGCGCGAGCUCCUCAUUGAGUCCAUCAUGGGGCGCACCAACGACGAGAUCCGCCGGAUCAAGGACGGCUUCAGCGAUAAAAAGUACCGUGACAGCCUGACCCAGUGCAUGAAGAUGGAACUCAAGGAAGACAAGUUCAAGCGGGCCGUGCUCAUGGUACUGGAUGAGAAUAGGAUGGAAGAAUUCGACGAGUAUGGACGUCUCCUCCCCAUUGACUCUAGACUGGUCGAGGACGACGUGCAUGAUCUUCGCAAGGCCGUGAAGAGCGAGAAGGGUGGCGAGUCGGCCAUGAUCUCGAUCGUGAUCAUGCGGAGCGACUCGCACCUGCGAGACGUUUUGAAAUUGUACGAGAGGACAUAUGGGUCGAAUUUCGCCAGAGAUGCUCUCAAGAAGAGUGGGAAUCUUGUCGGUGAACUUCUGGCGCAUAUUCUCAAUGGAGUUAUCAACAAACCCGUCCGGGAUGCUCUCCUCAUCAACCACGCGCUUACUGCUUCAAAGAAGGACCACCUCCGCCGCGAGCUUUUGAUCAGCCGCCUCGUCCGUUAUCACUGGGACAGACACCACAUGUCGGCAAUCAAGAGGGCGUACCGGGAACGCUAUCGCAUUGAUUUGGCCGAUGCCAUCAAGGAGGGCACGAGCGACGACUGGGGACUAUUCUGCCAGCAACUGGUCGUGACACGUACACCCGACGAAGUCAAGAGAUUCACAAAGGUUGAGGUUAUCAACAGGUAG